AUGCUGGUGAUCCGGAUCCUGCCGCUGGCUUUCUGGCUCUGGGUGCCUGCCACAGCGACGACAGCGACAGAGGAGGGGGCUGCCGAAGGGCUGGACACCCAGGCCAUGACCCCUGCCUUUGGGGGUGCUAAAGGGGUCACCCUGGACCUGCAGGACUCCCCCGGGAUGAAGGGGAACUUUUUCUUCACCUGGAUGGUGCUCUCUGCCUGCCCUCAUCCUGCCGGCUGCAUCUGCCUGGAGGCACGCUCGGCAGACUGGAGUUCCACAGUGUCGUCCACCACCUUCUAUUUUACUAAUAAGACAGGUCCUUCAUCGCCUUCUGGCCCCGAGGCAUCGACCACCACUCAGGGGGUUGGAGAAACACAGUCGCUCUUCACAAAAGACACGAGCCUCUACACAGAUGUUUCUGAUUCACCCACACCGACGGUUUCCCUCGCCUCGUCUUCUUCCACCGAUGACGGAAAGACCACAUCCCCUUCCAGGCCCGGCCAGCCAUCUACCACCGCCACUGUCUUGGAACAGACAACCCAAUCCCUCUCGGAGCCGUCCGCUGGCUACACAGGCACUCCUGUUUCCUCCAGUCCUACGCUGACUUCGGCCAGCGCCAUUGCCAAGAACACUGACUUUUCUCCUUCCACAGGCGGGCCGAGUGAGCCCUCUCCCAGUCAAGGUGGUCCCGAACCCACGGCCACAUCUCCUCCUCCAGGAUCCACUUUCUACACCAGCACCUCAGGGGUGUCCACACUAACAUCUCUAACCCACCCUUCUACCAGUACAGAGAGGGCCGGUCCUGCCUCCCCAUCCAGCCCCAGUGAGCUGUCUCCCCCCACCGAUGUGUCUGCAGAAAGCACCCCAACUCUCGCAGGGGGGUCAACGUUCUACACCACGGUCUCUGCUCCGUCUGAAUCAACAGUUUCUUCCUCCGCCUCGCGUACGCCAGGCACUGGGACUUCCGCAGCCCCAUCAAGCCCUGGAGGGGCACCCACCAGCCCAGCGGACACAGCACUGAGUGCCUCAGCUGCCACUCAGAAAUCCACAGCCCACAGCACCAUGUCUGAGUCUUCUCAGCCCAGAGAUUCACCAGCAACCACCUCUGGUGUAGACAAGGGAAGCCUUGCGCCCACAUCAGGUCCCAGCGACUCGUCUCCCACUGCUGCUGGUGGUGCAUCGUCAGCCACACCCACUCCCGGGCGAUCUCUUGUCUCCACAACACGCCCAGCAGACUUGAGUUCUGCAGUGUCCUCGGCCGCCUUCUAUUCUACUGAUAAGACAGGUCCUUCAUCGCCUUCUGGCCCCGAGGCAUCGACCACCACUCAGGGGGUUGGAGAAACACAGUCGUUCUUCACAAAAGACACGACCCUCUACACAGAUGUUUCUGAUUCACCCACACCGACGGUUUCCCUCGCCUCGUCUUCUUCCACCGAUGACGGAAAGACCACGUCCCCUUCCAGGCCCGGCCAGCCAUCUACCACCGCCACUGUCUUGGAACAGACAACCCAAUCCCUCUCGGAGCCGUCCGCUGGCUACACAGGCACUCCUGUUUCCUCCAGUCCUACGCUGACUUCGGCCAGCGCCAUUGCCAAGAACACUGACUUUUCUCCUUCCACAGGCGGGCCGAGUGAGCCCUCUCCCAGUCAAGGUGGUCCCGAACCCACGGCCACAUCUCCUCCUCCAGGAUCCACUUUCUACACCAGCACCUCAGGGGUGUCCACACUAACAUCUCUAACCCACCCUUCUACCAGUACAGAGAGGGCCGGUCCUGCCUCCCCAUCCAGCCCCAGUGAGCUGUCUCCCCCCACCGAUGUGUCUGCAGAAAGCACCCCAACUCUCGCAGGGGGGUCAACGUUCUACACCACGGUCUCUGCUCCGUCUGAAUCAACAGUUUCUUCCUCCGCCUCGCGUACGCCAGGCACUGGGACUUCCGCAGCCCCAUCAAGCCCUGGAGGGGCACCCACCAGCCCAGCGGACACAGCACUGAGUGCCUCAGCUGCCACUCAGAAAUCCACAGCCCACAGCACCAUGUCUGAGUCUUCUCAGCCCAGAGAUUCACCAGCAACCACCUCUGGUGUAGACAAGGGAAGCCUUGCGCCCACAUCAGGUCCCAGCGACUCGUCUCCCACUGCUGCUGGUGGUGCAUCGUCAGCCACACCCACUCCCGGGCGAUCUCUUGUCUCCACAACACGCCCAGCAGACUUGAGUUCUGCAGUGUCCUCGGCCGCCUUCUAUUCUACUGAUAAGACAGGUCCUUCAUCGCCUUCUGGCCCCGAGGCAUCGACCACCACUCAGGGGGUUGGAGAAACACAGUCGUUCUUCACAAAAGACACGACCCUCUACACAGAUGUUUCUGAUUCACCCACACCGACGGUUUCCCUCGCCUCGUCUUCUUCCACCGAUGACGGAAAGACCACGUCCCCUUCCAGGCCCGGCCAGCCAUCUACCACCGCCACUGUCUUGGAACAGACAACCCAAUCCCUCUCGGAGCCGUCCGCUGGCUACACAGGCACUCCUGUUUCCUCCAGUCCUACGCUGACUUCGGCCAGCGCCAUUGCCAAGAACACUGACUUUUCUCCUUCCACAGGCGGGCCGAGUGAGCCCUCUCCCAGUCAAGGUGGUCCCGAACCCACGGCCACAUCUCCUCCUCCAGGAUCCACUUUCUACACCAGCACCUCAGGGGUGUCCACACUAACAUCUUCAACCCACCCUUCUACCAGUACAGAGAGGGCCGGUCCUGCCUCCCCAUCCAGCCCCAGUGAGCUGUCUCCCCCCACCGAUGUGUCUGCAGAAAGCACCCCAACUCUCGCAGGGGGGUCAACGGUCUACACCACGGUCUCUGCUCCGUCUGAAUCAACAGUUUCUUCCUCCGCCUUGCGUACGCCAGGCACUGGGACUUCUGCAGCCCCAUCAAGCCCUGGAGGGGCAUCCACCAGCCCAGCGGACACAGCACUGAGUGCCUCAGCUGCCACUCAGAAAUCCACAGCCCACAGCACCAUGUCUGAGUCUUCUCAGCCCACAGACUCACCAGCAACCACCUCUGGUGUAGACAAGGGAAGCCUUGCGCCCACAUCAGGUCCCAGCGACUCAUCUCCCUCUGCUGCUGGUGGUGCAUUGUCAGCCACACCCACUCCCGGGCGAUCUCUUGUCUCCACAACAGGCCCGGCGGACUUGAGUUCCGCAGUGUCCUCGGCCGCCUUCUAUUCUACUGAUAAGACAGGUCCUUCAUCGCCUUCUGGCCCCGAGGCAUCGACCACCACUCAGGGGGUUGGAGAAACACAGUCGCUCUUCACAAAUGACACGACCGUCUACUCAGAUGUUUCUGAUUCACCCACACCGACGGUUUCCCUUGCCUCGUCUUCUUCCAGCGAUGACGGAAAGACCACGUCCCCUUCCAGGCCCGGCCAGCCGUCUACCACCCCCUCUUUCUCAGAACAGACAACCCAAUCCCUCUCGGAGCCGUCCGCUGGCUACACAGGCACUCCUGUUUCUGCCAGUCCUACGCUGAUUUCGGCCAGCGCCAUUACCAAGAACACUGGCCUUUCUCCUUCCACAGGCGGGCCGAGUGAGCCCUCUCCCAGUCAAGGUGGUCCUGAACUCACGGCCACAUCUCCUCCUCCAGGAUCCACUUUCUACACCAGCACCUCAGGGGUGUCCACACUCACAUCUCCAACCCACCCUUCUACCAGUACAGAGAGGGCCGGUCCUGCCUCCCCAUCCAGCCCCAGUGAGCUGUCUCCUCCCACCGAUGUGUCUGCAGAAAGCACCCCAACUCUCGCAGGGGGGUCAACGGUCUACACCACGGUCUCUGCUCCGUCUGAAUCAACAGUGUCUUCCUCCGCCUCGCGUACCACAGGGACUGGGACUUCUGCAGCCCCAUCAAGCCCUGGAGGGGCAUCCACCAGCCCAGCGGACACAGCACUGAGUGCCUCGGCUGCCACUCAGAAAUCCAGAGCCCACAGCACCAUGUCUGAGUCUUCUCAGCCCACAGACUCACCAGCAACCACCUCUGGUGUAGAGAAGGGAAGCCUUGUGCCCACAUCAGGUCCCAGCGACUCGUCUCCCACUGCUGCUGGUGGUGCAUCGUCAGCCACACCCACUCCCGGGCGAUCUCUUGUCUCCACAACACGCCCGGCAGACUUGAGUUCUGCAGUGUCCUCGGCCGCCUUCUAUUCUACUGAUAAGACAGGUCCUUCAUCGCCUUCUGGCCCCGAGGCAUCGACCACCACUCAGGGGGUUGGAGAAACACAGUCGCUCUUCACAAAAGACACGACCCUCUACACAGAUGUUUCUGAUUCACCCACACCGACGGUUUCCCUCGCCUCGUCUUCUUCCACCGAUGACGGAAAGACCACGUCCCCUUCCAGGCCCGGCCAGCCAUCUACCACCGCCACUGUCUUGGAACAGACAACCCAAUCCCUCUCGGAGCCGUCCGCUGGCUACACAGGCACUCCUGUUUCCUCCAGUCCUACGCUGACUUCGGCCAGCGCCAUUGCCAAGAACACUGACUUUUCUCCUUCCACAGGCGGGCCGAGUGAGCCCUCUCCCAGUCAAGGUGGUCCCGAACCCACGGCCACAUCUCCUCCUCCAGGAUCCACUUUCUACACCAGCACCUCAGGGGUGUCCACACUAACAUCUCCAACCCACCCUUCUACCAGUACAGAGAGGGCCGGUCCUGCCUCCCCAUCCAGCCCCAGUGAGCUGUCUCCCCCCACCGAUGUGUCUGCAGAAAGCACCCCAACUCUCGCAGGGGGGUCAACGUUCUACACCACGGUCUCUGCUCCGUCUGAAUCAACAGUUUCUUCCUCCGCCUCGCGUACGCCAGGCACUGGGACUUCUGCAGCCCCAUCAAGCCCUGGAGGGGCAUCCACCAGCCCAGCGGACACAGCACUGAGUGCCUCAGCUGCCACUCAGAAAUCCACAGCCCACAGCACCAUCUCUGAGUCUUCUCAGCCCAGAGAUUCACCAGCAACCACCUCUGGUGUAGACAAGGGAAGCCUUGCGCCCACAUCAGGUCCCAGCGACUCGUCUCCCACUGCUGCUGGUGGUGCAUCGUCAGCCACACCCACUCCCGGGCGAUCUCUUGUCUCCACAACACGCCCAGCAGACUUGAGUUCUGCAGUGUCCUCGGCCGCCUUCUAUUCUACUGAUAAGACAGGUCCUUCAUCGCCUUCUGGCCCCGAGGCAUCGAUCACCACUCAGGGGGUUGGAGAAACACAGUCGUUCUUCACAAAAGACACGACCCUCUACACAGAUGUUUCUGAUUCACCCACACCGACGGUUUCCCUCGCCUCGUCUUCUUCCACCGAUGACGGAAAGACCACGUCCCCUUCCAGGCCCGGCCAGCCAUCUACCACCGCCACUGUCUUGGAACAGACAACCCAAUCCCUCUCGGAGCCGUCCGCUGGCUACACAGGCACUCCUGUUUCCUCCAGUCCUACGCUGACUUCGGCCAGCGCCAUUGCCAAGAACACUGACUUUUCUCCUUCCACAGGCGGGCCGAGUGAGCCCUCUCCCAGUCAAGGUGGUCCCGAACCCACGGCCACAUCUCCUCCUCCAGGAUCCACUUUCUACACCAGCACCUCAGGGGUGUCCACACUAACAUCUCUAACCCACCCUUCUACCAGUACAGAGAGGGCCGGUCCUGCCUCCCCAUCCAGCCCCAGUGAGCUGUCUCCCCCCACCGAUGUGUCUGCAGAAAGCACCCCAACUCUCGCAGGGGGGUCAACGUUCUACACCACGGUCUCUGCUCCGUCUGAAUCAACAGUUUCUUCCUCCGCCUCGCGUACGCCAGGCACUGGGACUUCCGCAGCCCCAUCAAGCCCUGGAGGGGCACCCACCAGCCCAGCGGACACAGCACUGAGUGCCUCAGCUGCCACUCAGAAAUCCACAGCCCACAGCACCAUGUCUGAGUCUUCUCAGCCCAGAGAUUCACCAGCAACCACCUCUGGUGUAGACAAGGGAAGCCUUGCGCCCACAUCAGGUCCCAGCGACUCGUCUCCCACUGCUGCUGGUGGUGCAUCGUCAGCCACACCCACUCCCGGGCGAUCUCUUGUCUCCACAACACGCCCAGCAGACUUGAGUUCUGCAGUGUCCUCGGCCGCCUUCUAUUCUACUGAUAAGACAGGUCCUUCAUCGCCUUCUGGCCCCGAGGCAUCGACCACCACUCAGGGGGUUGGAGAAACACAGUCGUUCUUCACAAAAGACACGACCCUCUACACAGAUGUUUCUGAUUCACCCACACCGACGGUUUCCCUCGCCUCGUCUUCUUCCACCGAUGACGGAAAGACCACGUCCCCUUCCAGGCCCGGCCAGCCAUCUACCACCGCCACUGUCUUGGAACAGACAACCCAAUCCCUCUCGGAGCCGUCCGCUGGCUACACAGGCACUCCUGUUUCCUCCAGUCCUACGCUGACUUCGGCCAGCGCCAUUGCCAAGAACACUGACUUUUCUCCUUCCACAGGCGGGCCGAGUGAGCCCUCUCCCAGUCAAGGUGGUCCCGAACCCACGGCCACAUCUCCUCCUCCAGGAUCCACUUUCUACACCAGCACCUCAGGGGUGUCCACACUAACAUCUUCAACCCACCCUUCUACCAGUACAGAGAGGGCCGGUCCUGCCUCCCCAUCCAGCCCCAGUGAGCUGUCUCCCCCCACCGAUGUGUCUGCAGAAAGCACCCCAACUCUCGCAGGGGGGUCAACGGUCUACACCACGGUCUCUGCUCCGUCUGAAUCAACAGUUUCUUCCUCCGCCUUGCGUACGCCAGGCACUGGGACUUCUGCAGCCCCAUCAAGCCCUGGAGGGGCAUCCACCAGCCCAGCGGACACAGCACUGAGUGCCUCAGCUGCCACUCAGAAAUCCACAGCCCACAGCACCAUGUCUGAGUCUUCUCAGCCCACAGACUCACCAGCAACCACCUCUGGUGUAGACAAGGGAAGCCUUGCGCCCACAUCAGGUCCCAGCGACUCAUCUCCCUCUGCUGCUGGUGGUGCAUUGUCAGCCACACCCACUCCCGGGCGAUCUCUUGUCUCCACAACAGGCCCGGCGGACUUGAGUUCCGCAGUGUCCUCGGCCGCCUUCUAUUCUACUGAUAAGACAGGUCCUUCAUCGCCUUCUGGCCCCGAGGCAUCGACCACCACUCAGGGGGUUGGAGAAACACAGUCGCUCUUCACAAAUGACACGACCGUCUACUCAGAUGUUUCUGAUUCACCCACACCGACGGUUUCCCUCGCCUCGUCUUCUUCCACCGAUGACGGAAAGACCACGUCCCCUUCCAGGCCCGGCCAGCCAUCUACCACCGCCACUGUCUUGGAACAGACAACCCAAUCCCUCUCGGAGCCGUCCGCUGGCUACACAGGCACUCCUGUUUCCUCCAGUCCUACGCUGACUUCGGCCAGCGCCAUUGCCAAGAACACUGACUUUUCUCCUUCCACAGGCGGGCCGAGUGAGCCCUCUCCCAGUCAAGGUGGUCCUGAACUCACGGCCACAUCUCCUCCUCCAGGAUCCACUUUCUACACCAGCACCUCAGGGGUGUCCACACUCACAUCUCCAACCCACCCUUCUACCAGUACAGAGAGGGCCGGUCCUGCCUCCCCAUCCAGCCCCAGUGAGCUGUCUCCUCCCACCGAUGUGUCUGCAGAAAGCACCCCAACUCUCGCAGGGGGGUCAACGGUCUACACCACGGUCUCUGCUCCGUCUGAAUCAACAGUGUCUUCCUCCGCCUCGCGUACCACAGGGACUGGGACUUCUGCAGCCCCAUCAAGCCCUGGAGGGGCAUCCACCAGCCCAGCGGACACAGCACUGAGUGCCUCGGCUGCCACUCAGAAAUCCAGAGCCCACAGCACCAUGUCUGAGUCUUCUCAGCCCACAGACUCACCAGCAACCACCUCUGGUGUAGAGAAGGGAAGCCUUGUGCCCACAUCAGGUCCCAGCGACUCGUCUCCCACUGCUGCUGGUGGUGCAUCGUCAGCCACACCCACUCCCGGGCGAUCUCUUGUCUCCACAACACGCCCGGCAGACUUGAGUUCUGCAGUGUCCUCGGCCGCCUUCUAUUCUACUGAUAAGACAGGUCCUUCAUCGCCUUCUGGCCCCGAGGCAUCGACCACCACUCAGGGGGUUGGAGAAACACAGUCGCUCUUCACAAAAGACACGACCCUCUACACAGAUGUUUCUGAUUCACCCACACCGACGGUUUCCCUCGCCUCGUCUUCUUCCACCGAUGACGGAAAGACCACGUCCCCUUCCAGGCCCGGCCAGCCAUCUACCACCGCCACUGUCUUGGAACAGACAACCCAAUCCCUCUCGGAGCCGUCCGCUGGCUACACAGGCACUCCUGUUUCCUCCAGUCCUACGCUGACUUCGGCCAGCGCCAUUGCCAAGAACACUGACUUUUCUCCUUCCACAGGCGGGCCGAGUGAGCCCUCUCCCAGUCAAGGUGGUCCCGAACCCACGGCCACAUCUCCUCCUCCAGGAUCCACUUUCUACACCAGCACCUCAGGGGUGUCCACACUAACAUCUCCAACCCACCCUUCUACCAGUACAGAGAGGGCCGGUCCUGCCUCCCCAUCCAGCCCCAGUGAGCUGUCUCCCCCCACCGAUGUGUCUGCAGAAAGCACCCCAACUCUCGCAGGGGGGUCAACGUUCUACACCACGGUCUCUGCUCCGUCUGAAUCAACAGUUUCUUCCUCCGCCUCGCGUACGCCAGGCACUGGGACUUCUGCAGCCCCAUCAAGCCCUGGAGGGGCAUCCACCAGCCCAGCGGACACAGCACUGAGUGCCUCAGCUGCCACUCAGAAAUCCACAGCCCACAGCACCAUCUCUGAGUCUUCUCAGCCCAGAGAUUCACCAGCAACCACCUCUGGUGUAGACAAGGGAAGCCUUGCGCCCACAUCAGGUCCCAGCGACUCGUCUCCCACUGCUGCUGGUGGUGCAUCGUCAGCCACACCCACUCCCGGGCGAUCUCUUGUCUCCACAACACGCCCAGCAGACUUGAGUUCUGCAGUGUCCUCGGCCGCCUUCUAUUCUACUGAUAAGACAGGUCCUUCAUCGCCUUCUGGCCCCGAGGCAUCGAUCACCACUCAGGGGGUUGGAGAAACACAGUCGUUCUUCACAAAAGACACGACCCUCUACACAGAUGUUUCUGAUUCACCCACACCGACGGUUUCCCUCGCCUCGUCUUCUUCCACCGAUGACGGAAAGACCACGUCCCCUUCCAGGCCCGGCCAGCCAUCUACCACCGCCACUGUCUUGGAACAGACAACCCAAUCCCUCUCGGAGCCGUCCGCUGGCUACACAGGCACUCCUGUUUCCUCCAGUCCUACGCUGACUUCGGCCAGCGCCAUUGCCAAGAACACUGACUUUUCUCCUUCCACAGGCGGGCCGAGUGAGCCCUCUCCCAGUCAAGGUGGUCCCGAACCCACGGCCACAUCUCCUCCUCCAGGAUCCACUUUCUACACCAGCACCUCAGGGGUGUCCACACUAACAUCUCUAACCCACCCUUCUACCAGUACAGAGAGGGCCGGUCCUGCCUCCCCAUCCAGCCCCAGUGAGCUGUCUCCCCCCACCGAUGUGUCUGCAGAAAGCACCCCAACUCUCGCAGGGGGGUCAACGUUCUACACCACGGUCUCUGCUCCGUCUGAAUCAACAGUUUCUUCCUCCGCCUCGCGUACGCCAGGCACUGGGACUUCCGCAGCCCCAUCAAGCCCUGGAGGGGCACCCACCAGCCCAGCGGACACAGCACUGAGUGCCUCAGCUGCCACUCAGAAAUCCACAGCCCACAGCACCAUGUCUGAGUCUUCUCAGCCCAGAGAUUCACCAGCAACCACCUCUGGUGUAGACAAGGGAAGCCUUGCGCCCACAUCAGGUCCCAGCGACUCGUCUCCCACUGCUGCUGGUGGUGCAUCGUCAGCCACACCCACUCCCGGGCGAUCUCUUGUCUCCACAACACGCCCAGCAGACUUGAGUUCUGCAGUGUCCUCGGCCGCCUUCUAUUCUACUGAUAAGACAGGUCCUUCAUCGCCUUCUGGCCCCGAGGCAUCGACCACCACUCAGGGGGUUGGAGAAACACAGUCGUUCUUCACAAAAGACACGACCCUCUACACAGAUGUUUCUGAUUCACCCACACCGACGGUUUCCCUCGCCUCGUCUUCUUCCACCGAUGACGGAAAGACCACGUCCCCUUCCAGGCCCGGCCAGCCAUCUACCACCGCCACUGUCUUGGAACAGACAACCCAAUCCCUCUCGGAGCCGUCCGCUGGCUACACAGGCACUCCUGUUUCCUCCAGUCCUACGCUGACUUCGGCCAGCGCCAUUGCCAAGAACACUGACUUUUCUCCUUCCACAGGCGGGCCGAGUGAGCCCUCUCCCAGUCAAGGUGGUCCCGAACCCACGGCCACAUCUCCUCCUCCAGGAUCCACUUUCUACACCAGCACCUCAGGGGUGUCCACACUAACAUCUUCAACCCACCCUUCUACCAGUACAGAGAGGGCCGGUCCUGCCUCCCCAUCCAGCCCCAGUGAGCUGUCUCCCCCCACCGAUGUGUCUGCAGAAAGCACCCCAACUCUCGCAGGGGGGUCAACGGUCUACACCACGGUCUCUGCUCCGUCUGAAUCAACAGUUUCUUCCUCCGCCUUGCGUACGCCAGGCACUGGGACUUCUGCAGCCCCAUCAAGCCCUGGAGGGGCAUCCACCAGCCCAGCGGACACAGCACUGAGUGCCUCAGCUGCCACUCAGAAAUCCACAGCCCACAGCACCAUGUCUGAGUCUUCUCAGCCCACAGACUCACCAGCAACCACCUCUGGUGUAGACAAGGGAAGCCUUGCGCCCACAUCAGGUCCCAGCGACUCAUCUCCCUCUGCUGCUGGUGGUGCAUUGUCAGCCACACCCACUCCCGGGCGAUCUCUUGUCUCCACAACAGGCCCGGCGGACUUGAGUUCCGCAGUGUCCUCGGCCGCCUUCUAUUCUACUGAUAAGACAGGUCCUUCAUCGCCUUCUGGCCCCGAGGCAUCGACCACCACUCAGGGGGUUGGAGAAACACAGUCGCUCUUCACAAAUGACACGACCGUCUACUCAGAUGUUUCUGAUUCACCCACACCGACGGUUUCCCUCGCCUCGUCUUCUUCCACCGAUGACGGAAAGACCACGUCCCCUUCCAGGCCCGGCCAGCCAUCUACCACCGCCACUGUCUUGGAACAGACAACCCAAUCCCUCUCGGAGCCGUCCGCUGGCUACACAGGCACUCCUGUUUCCUCCAGUCCUACGCUGACUUCGGCCAGCGCCAUUGCCAAGAACACUGACUUUUCUCCUUCCACAGGCGGGCCGAGUGAGCCCUCUCCCAGUCAAGGUGGUCCCGAACCCACGGCCACAUCUCCUCCUCCAGGAUCCACUUUCUACACCAGCACCUCAGGGGUGUCCACACUAACAUCUUCAACCCGCCCUUCUACCAGUACAGAGAGGGCCGGUCCUGCCUCCCCAUCCAGCCCCAGUGAGCUGUCUCCCCCCACCGAUGUGUCUGCAGAAAGCACCCCAACUCUCGCAGGGGGGUCAACGGUCUACACCACGGUCUCUGCUCCGUCUGAAUCAACAGUUUCUUCCUCCGCCUUGCGUACGCCAGGCACUGGGACUUCUGCAGCCCCAUCAAGCCCUGGAGGGGCAUCCACCAGCCCAGCGGACACAGCACUGAGUGCCUCAGCUGCCACUCAGAAAUCCACAGCCCACAGCACCAUGUCUGAGUCUUCUCAGCCCACAGACUCACCAGCAACCACCUCUGGUGUAGACAAGGGAAGCCUUGCGCCCACAUCAGGUCCCAGCGACUCAUCUCCCUCUGCUGCUGGUGGUGCAUUGUCAGCCACACCCACUCCCGGGCGAUCUCUUGUCUCCACAACAGGCCCGGCGGACUUGAGUUCCGCAGUGUCCUCGGCCGCCUUCUAUUCUACUGAUAAGACAGGUCCUUCAUCGCCUUCUGGCCCCGAGGCAUCGACCACCACUCAGGGGGUUGGAGAAACACAGUCGCUCUUCACAAAUGACACGACCGUCUACUCAGAUGUUUCUGAUUCACCCACACCGACGGUUUCCCUUGCCUCGUCUUCUUCCAGCGAUGACGGAAAGACCACGUCCCCUUCCAGGCCCGGCCAGCCGUCUACCACCCCCUCUUUCUCAGAACAGACAACCCAAUCCCUCUCGGAGCCGUCCGCUGGCUACACAGGCACUCCUGUUUCUGCCAGUCCUACGCUGAUUUCGGCCAGCGCCAUUACCAAGAACACUGGCCUUUCUCCUUCCACAGGCGGGCCGAGUGAGCCCUCUCCCAGUCAAGGUGGUCCUGAACUCACGGCCACAUCUCCUCCUCCAGGAUCCACUUUCUACACCAGCACCUCAGGGGUGUCCACACUCACAUCUCCAACCCACCCUUCUACCAGUACAGAGAGGGCCGGUCCUGCCUCCCCAUCCAGCCCCAGUGAGCUGUCUCCUCCCACCGAUGUGUCUGCAGAAAGCACCCCAACUCUCGCAGGGGGGUCAACGGUCUACACCACGGUCUCUGCUCCGUCUGAAUCAACAGUGUCUUCCUCCGCCUCGCGUACCACAGGGACUGGGACUUCUGCAGCCCCAUCAAGCCCUGGAGGGGCAUCCACCAGCCCAGCGGACACAGCACUGAGUGCCUCGGCUGCCACUCAGAAAUCCAGAGCCCACAGCACCAUGUCUGAGUCUUCUCAGCCCACAGACUCACCAGCAACCACCUCUGGUGUAGAGAAGGGAAGCCUUGUGCCCACAUCAGGUCCCAGCGACUCGUCUCCCACUGCUGCUGGUGGUGCAUCGUCAGCCACACCCACUCCCGGGCGAUCUCUUGUCUCCACAACACGCCCGGCAGACUUGAGUUCUGCAGUGUCCUCGGCCGCCUUCUAUUCUACUGAUAAGACAGGUCCUUCAUCGCCUUCUGGCCCCGAGGCAUCGACCACCACUCAGGGGGUUGGAGAAACACAGUCGCUCUUCACAAAAGACACGACCCUCUACACAGAUGUUUCUGAUUCACCCACACCGACGGUUUCCCUCGCCUCGUCUUCUUCCACCGAUGACGGAAAGACCACAUCCCCUUCCAGGCCCGGCCAGCCAUCUACCACCGCCACUGUCUUGGAACAGACAACCCAAUCCCUCUCGGAGCCGUCCGCUGGCUACACAGGCACUCCUGUUUCCUCCAGUCCUACGCUGACUUCGGCCAGCGCCAUUGCCAAGAACACUGACUUUUCUCCUUCCACAGGCGGGCCGAGUGAGCCCUCUCCCAGUCAAGGUGGUCCCGAACCCACGGCCACAUCUCCUCCUCCAGGAUCCACUUUCUACACCAGCACCUCAGGGGUGUCCACACUAACAUCUCCAACCCACCCUUCUACCAGUACAGAGAGGGCCGGUCCUGCCUCCCCAUUCAGCCCCAGUGAGCUGUCUCCCCCCACCGAUGUGUCUGCAGAAAGCACCCCAACUCUCGCAGGGGGGUCAACGUUCUACACCACGGUCUCUGCUCCGUCUGAAUCAACAGUUUCUUCCUCCGCCUCGCGUACGCCAGGCACUGGGACUUCUGCAGCCCCAUCAAGCCCUGGAGGGGCAUCCACCAGCCCAGCGGACACAGCACUGAGUGCCUCAGCUGCCACUCAGAAAUCCACAGCCCACAGCACCAUGUCUGAGUCUUCUCAGCCCAGAGAUUCACCAGCAACCACCUCUGGUGUAGACAAGGGAAGCCUUGUGCCCACAUCAGGUCCCAGCGACUCAUCUCCCUCUGCUGCUGGUGGUGCAUUGUCAGCCACACCCACUCCCGGGCGAUCUCUUGUCUCCACAACAGGCCCGGCGGACUUGAGUUCCGCAGUGUCCUCGGCCGCCUUCUACUCUACUGAUAAGACAGGUCCUUCAUCGCCUUCUGGCCCCGAGGCAUCGACCACCACUCAGGGGGUUGGAGAAACACAGUCGCUCUUCACAAAUGACACGACCGUCUACUCAGAUGUUUCUGAUUCACCCACACCGACGGUUUCCCUCACCUCGUCUUCUUCCAGCGAUGACGGAAAGACCACGUCCCCUUCCAGGCCCCGCCAGCCGUCUACCACCCCCUCUUUCUCGGAACAGACAACCCAAUCCCUCUCGGAGCCGUCCGCUGGCUACACAGGCACUCCUGUUUCUGCCAGUCCUACGCUGAUUUCGGCCAGCGCCAUUGCCAAGAACACUGGCCUUUCUCCUUCCACAGGCGGGCCGAGUGAGCCCUCUCCCAGUCAAGGUGGUCCUGAACUCACGGCCACAUCUCCUCCUCCAGGAUCCACUUUCUACACCAGCACCCCGGGGGUGUCCACACCCAAAUCUCCAACCCACCCUUCCACCACUACAGAGAAGGCCGGUCGUGCCUCCCCAUCCAGCCCCAGUGAGCUGUCUCCCCAUGCCCAGGUAUCUGCACAAAGCACCCCAACACUCGCAGUGGCGUCAACUCUAUACAGCACAGUCUCUGCUCCAUCUGAAUCAACAGUUUCUUCCUCUGCCUCGCGUACUACAGGCACUGGGACUUCUGCAGCCCCAUCAAGCCCUGGAGGGGCAUCCACCAGCCCAGCGGACACAGCACUGAGUGCCUCAGCUGCCACUCAGAAAUCCACAGCCCACAGCACCAUCUCUGAGUCUUCUCAGCCCACAGACUCACCAGCAACCACCUCUGGUGUAGAGAAGGGAAGCCUUGCGCCCACAUCAGGUCCCAGCGACUCGUCUCCCACUGCUGCUGGUGGUGCUUCGUCAGCCUCACCCACUCCCGGGCGAUCUCUUGUCUCCACAACAGGCCCGGCGGACUUGAGUUCUGCAGUGUCCUCGGCCGCCUUCUAUUCUACUGAUAAGACAGGUCCUUCAUCGCCUUCUGGCCCCGAGGCAUCGACCACCACACAGUGGGUUGGAGAAACACAAUCGCUCUUCACAAAAAACAUCUUCACAGAUGUUUCUGAUUUGCCCACACUGACGGUUUCCCUCACCUCGUCUUCUUCCAGCGAUGAUGGAAUGACCGUGUCUCCUUCUAGGCCUGGCCAGCUCUCUACCACCCUCUCUUUCUCGGAACAGACAACCCAAUCCCUCUCAGAGCCGUCCGCUGGCUACACAGGCACUCCUGUUUCUGCCAGUCCUACGCUGACUUCGGCCAGCGCCAUUGCCAAGAACACUGGCUUUUCUCCUUCCAUAGGCGAGCCGAGUGAGUCCUCUCCCAGUCAAGGUGGUCCCGAACCCACGGCCACUUCUCCUCCUCCAGGAUCCACUUUCUACACCAUCACCUUGGGGGUGUCUGCAUCCACAUCUCCUAACCACCUUUACACCAGUACCGAAAGUGCUGGUCCUGCCUCCCCAUCCAGCCCUACUGCCCUCUCUACCCCGUCUCUUGCCUCUGAAGUCACCACUGGAAGUCUCACCACUCCUAUUUCCAUGCCUUCUUCCUCAGAGAGACCUAGUGCUUCCCCACCAUCAGCUGUGACCUCUUUUUCCACAACUAGAGUCACCUUUCGACCAACAUCCCCCUACCUCGAUGGAGGAUCUACAAUAUUCCAAAUCAGCUCAGAUUCACCAAACACAGCAAUUUCAUCUGACAGCUCAGGAUCCUCCUUCCCUGGCCCUUCAUCCUCAGCGUCACGUAUCCCUGGCCUCUCCUCCCCGUCUUUCUCUGACUUUUCUUCGGCCAUUGGAACUUCUGAUAUUUCUCCUCCUCUCUCCUACACUGCACCUGGGUCUACCCACUCUCCGUUGACAGAGCUCAGUCCGGUUUCAACUCUCUGUCCCCCAUCCACUAGCACCCGUACAACCGUGACGACGACCCACUCUGCACCUACAACAGCAAAGCAGUGCCAGAACGGGACCAUCUGGAAUGGAGAAGAGUGUUUUUGUGCCCCAGGCUUCGUUUGUUAUCAGUGCCAGUCUCCUGUGGACUUCUUCUCUCUAGAAAUCCCGGAAAAAAUCAACGCCACUGUUGGUGUGAUAAUGAGAGUGACUAACAGGAAUUUCACAGCAGACCUGAAUAACAUAUCCUCGCAGGCUUACCGGAAUUUCACUGAACAAUUCAAGAAACAGAUGGAUGAAGCUUACAAGAGUGAAGACUUUGUCCAGUACGGAGGCUUGAUCAUUAGGAGACUGCUCAAUGGCAGCAUCGUGGUGGAAUAUGACAUCAUCCUGGAGGCAGACUACACAUCAGAGUUUGAGGAGCUGUUUGCAAACCUCACUAAGAUUAUAAAGGCCAAGGCUAUAAAUGAGACCGAAAGGCUACCCCAGGAGUCUGAGGAGUGCCAAACAGCCUUCUCAACAAUGUGCUUCAGCCAGGAGGCCACCACUGUGAGCGAGACGGUGAAGCUGGGCUUUGACUUGCAGGAGCAAUGCAUUCAGAAGGCUGCGAAGGACUUAGCCCCAUUCUACUAUGUGGAUGAGCUGGACGGGAAGCCGGCCUGUGUGACCAAGUGCACCCCGGGGACAAAGUCACAACUGGAUUGUCACCAGGGCAAGUGCCAGCUGGAGCAAAGUGGCCCCCGCUGCGUAUGCCCGACCUCGGACACGCACUGGUACCUGGGAGAGACCUGUGACUACACCAUCAGCAAGAGCCUGGUGUACUGGAUUGUGGGGGCCGUGGUGGUGGUGCUGCUGGUCCUGGUGGUUGCCCUGUCCAUCUUCCUCAGCCGAGCCCAGGGAAAACUGCACAGGCAAGAGUACAAUCUGUCUCGAGAGUGGCAAGGAGAAGGUAUCCCUGGCAGUUUCCAGAACACACGCAUCUGGGAAGAUCAGAAUCUGAAGGACAAAUUCGGCCUUGAAAAUGCCUAUAGCCACUUCCGGCCCUCCCUGGGAAACGUUAACCCCAACACAGAGCUCCACAUUCAGAGGCCCCGGGUGGUGACAACUGCUCCGUGAGCAGGACAGGAGCUCCCGCCCCUCACCCAGAUCUUGAUGACGAGACUGUGGUAGAGAGCCCUCCACAGGCCCCCGCAUUGGUCAAGAGGAAACGCAUUAGGGCCCGAGGCAGGUCCUGCUCAGAACUGGGGGGGCUUGGCCCCGGCCCCUGCUGUGAGCCGCUCUCCGCUCCCUCGCUGCCCAUCCGGGAGCCCCAACACUGCCCGGACACUCGGCAUCCUUGUUUGCUCCGCGGUGACUCCUCACUCUGCAAUUACCCCACCAAUAAAAGAGCAAAUUUCAA
This is a messenger RNA of Diceros bicornis minor, 17152 nucleotides long. RefSeq names its product mucin-19-like. The record is from RefSeq and is a predicted model, not a curated record. The coding region runs from base 1 to 16869 and encodes 5622 amino acids. The transcript is spliced from 14 exons. NCBI's taxonomy places the organism in Eukaryota, Metazoa, Chordata, Mammalia, Perissodactyla, Rhinocerotidae.